UUUGUAACUGCUCCAUUUCCAAACAUAAAUUUUACAUUUUCUUUAUGGCUCUGCUCCGUUUGUCUUCUUCCUUUUGCCCUUUCUUGCAGAGAGCUUCACAACAAUGGCGUUAUAAAGGAUGAGACUUUUUGAAGCAAAGGACGUUCUCAGUUUCCAUUGAAUUUCUCUCUGGACCCACAAUAAGAAGUUCUGUCUGGAAAUCUUUUCCAUUUUUUUUCUCACGGGUUUUUGAAAGAUACAAAAAAAGGACAAGAUUUAGUGAAGACAAUAAAGAGAGAUGAGGGGAUUUGUCCUUACGAUUCUUGUUCUGCUUCAUGCUUCUGCUCUUCGUCAAUCCACAUGCGCUGUCUUCUCAGCCACAGAAGAAUCUCGUGCUCCUCAACCUUCAGCUUCCAUGGAUGCCUUAUCUCCUGGGGCUCAACCUGGGGAAGCUGGAUUGCAUAAUGUGGAUACUCACAAGAGAGUAGUAACUGCACUUGCAGCUGCUUUUGCUUCAGUUGGUAUAGUCUUGGUUUGCUCUCUGUUCUAUUGGGUUUUCCAUCGGAAAAGCUCUUCGAAUUCAAAGCAAGAGAGCCUCAACAGCUCAGAUUGCGAGGGUAGUAGAAUAGCAUUGCCGUGGUUGUUAAAGCGAACGAGCUGUGCAAAACCGUUCAAGAAGAGAUCUAAAAAGCAGACGAUUGAGCUGAUGAUUGAUUACGAGACAAUUGAAAAGGGGACAGGUAGUUUCAGGGAGACAAACAUCCUCGGUCAAGGUGGGUUUGGUUGUGUAUAUACGGUUAAGCUAGAAAACAAUGUGUUAGCUGCGGUUAAGAAGUUGGAUUGUGGCACUGAAGAAGCGACUAGUGAGUUCAAGAACGAGGUCGAGAUAUUGAGAAAGAUGCAGCACCCGAGUAUAAUAUCACUCUUGGGUUACAGCAUGACCGAUACCACGAGAUUCAUCGUGUAUGAGCUGAUGCAAAAUGGCUCUCUUGAAUCUCAAUUGCAUGGUCCUUCUCGAGGUUCUGCCCUAACAUGGCAUAUGCGCAUGAAGAUAGCCCUUGAUACAUCGAGAGGGUUAGAGUAUUUGCAUGAGUAUUGCCAUCCGCCGAUCAUUCAUAGAGAUCUGAAGACGUCUAACAUACUUUUGGAUUCGAGUUUCAAUGCUAAGAUUUCAGAUUUUGGGCUGGCUGUUACUAGCAGUACAAAGAGUAACAACAUUAAACUUUCUGGCACCAUUGGCUAUGUUGCACCGGAGUAUCUUCUUGAUGGCCAAUUGACGGAGAAGAGUGACGUUUAUGCAUUUGGAGUGGUACUGUUAGAACUUUUGCUCGGAAGAAGGCCUAUGGAGAAACUGGCUCCCACUGAAUGCCAAUCUAUUGUCACUUGGGCAAUGCCUCAUCUCACUGACAGAACAAAGCUGCCAAACGUCGUCGACCCUGCAAUCAAAGACACCAUGGACUUGAAACACCUCUACCAGGUAGCUGCAGUGGCGGUGUUGUGUGUACAGCCAGAGCCAAGUUACAGGCCUUUGAUCAGAGACGUUUUGCACUCUCUUAUCCCUCUCGUCCCUAUGGAGCUCGGUGGCACUCUCAGAACUGCCUCCUCCGUUGACCAUCGUUGACUUCCGGUUUACUCCACCGUUUGCUCUAACCGAACCGUCUUUUUGGGGUUUUCCUGUAAAUUCGAACUGUUUAAGUGGAUGAAUUUCAAUUGGUUCAGAGAGACUUUUUGGUUGGUUUGGAAAACCGGUUUGGUUUCUGAAUUUCAGUUGGUAUAAUUCGGUUCAGUACA
Tarenaya hassleriana is the source of this 1770-nucleotide messenger RNA. RefSeq names its product probable receptor-like protein kinase At1g80640. Gene Ontology annotation, molecular function: ATP binding; protein kinase activity. Gene Ontology annotation, biological process: protein phosphorylation. NCBI's taxonomy places the organism in Eukaryota, Viridiplantae, Streptophyta, Magnoliopsida, Brassicales, Cleomaceae. Bases 278 to 1600 code for a protein of 440 amino acids. The transcript has 10 exons. The record is from RefSeq and is a predicted model, not a curated record.